Molecule: messenger RNA, 2088 nt
Organism: Mercenaria mercenaria
Lineage: Eukaryota; Metazoa; Mollusca; Bivalvia; Venerida; Veneridae
Product: chemerin-like receptor 1
Exons: 2
Coding region: 160-1197 (345 amino acids)
Biological process (GO): G protein-coupled receptor signaling pathway
Cellular component (GO): plasma membrane
Molecular function (GO): G protein-coupled receptor activity
Source: RefSeq, a predicted model, not a curated record
UUUACGGAUCUGAAAGCUAUAUAAAUAUACAAUCCGUACUUUAUAUACGUCGCAAAACAGUAAGAGGAAAGGAAAUAUGUUGAAUUAUUAAGAUGAAUUGAUUUUUGAUCGAAUAUUACACAUUGUUUUUGUGGAGCUAAGUUAUAGAACAGAUAAAAGAUGAGGAAUAUAAGUCACAUAAACGAGACAUUGCUUGCUCAGACACAGAGAGAGGUUUCCUCACGUCUAUUGCCGGUGAUCGUGUGUAUGGCAGUCGUCGGCGUCGUCGGGAUACUUGGAAACAUAUUUGCUUUCAUUUUCUACACUUUCAAAGUUAAACGUACUCCCUGUACCGUGCAGAUAGCUUGCCUUUCGGCUAUAGACUUCUUGGUCUGCGUAAUGAUCAUCCCUAAUAUUGUUGAAAUGGCCGUCAAUGUGAAAUAUGAUGUACCGUUCCUCUGUAAACUUACUCACUUCUUAGGAUUAUGGACGAUCGGAAGCUCUUGUUUUAUACUGUGGCUUAUAGCUUUAGACAGGCAUAGAAAAAUAUGUAAGCCAUUUGCCAAGCAGAUGACGGUAAGGUCAACUGUACGCGCCAUUGUAGGAUUGUUGGUUUUGGUAUUUUUCCUAUCUGUGAGAAAUUUCGCCAUUUUUGACUGUAUUGAAAUAGAUGUCCGGAUAUCGGGCAGCAAUGAAACGGUCAGAGGCCGAUACUGUACGACCAGGGCCGAUUCUGGAUAUAAACUUAGUGUUUCGAUUUUUCAUGGCGUUGACUUUCUGAUAAGUUUAAUGAUUUGGAUUACAGUGAUUGUUACAUACACGCACGUACUUUGCACACUGUUUAGAAUGAGACGUACAUUUUCUCGUGACAAAACGGAGAGUGGCGAGAACACCGCGCGCAACACAACGGAGAGAAACAUCACAUACAUGAUGCUUACCGUUUCUCUCUUAUUCGUAUUGUGUUUCUUCCCGUACUAUGCAAUCAAAGUGGUAAUGAGACUGGCUUUGAAAUCCGGGGAGGAGUUUGAAAUGGCUGUUGGGGCACAAUUUGCCCUGAGGCUCGUGUAUUUCAACAGUGUUUUCAAUCCAAUAGUGUAUUGCUUCUUCAACCCACAAUUCAGGCAAUAUCUAAAAGAACUGCUUUUCAGAUGCUUUCGAUGUGGAAAGAAAAAUAUUAGUGAAGACAAACAACAGGAAACACAGUUUUCAUCGAUCUGAAAAUGUCCAAUACGUUAUUACAAAAGGCUUUUCAAGGUUUAACUCAUUUAAUUGGCUGUAUCUGGCAGUUUUUUUUAAACUUGAUCAAUAGCAAGACAACAUUCUUAGACUGAUCUCCUAACUUGAAACUUGAAUGAAAUAUACCAAUCUUCUGAUAACCAGAUCUUGUCAGUGAUAAGGUGCAGACAACUUCUCCACAGGAGAGGAAAGAAGACAGAACGUACGAUGUAUUUAUUAUUUAAACAUUUUUCAAACUUUUCUCCCUUUUAAAAUGUUGUUCGAUACAUGAUUUCCAAAAUUUCUUCUUUAUUUCGAAGAAACAGAUGUGAGUUAUACAUCUUGCAACAUGUUUGUGUCAGAGACCAUUACACUCCUUGAGUUUAAAACGUUUAAGUUUUACGAAAAGAAAGCAUACUCAUAGCAGAGCUUCAGUGUUAUACUUUCGAAAAACAUUUGAAUUUUAAAUUUUACUUAGAUAUGAAACUACUUCUGUGUUAACUUAGAUACUUUGGUGGAAGUUUUUUAAGAAUGAAAUAUAAUUAGGUCAAAUAGUUAUUUACGUCCAAUAACCACGUGAUAUUUGGACACACGCCGCGCCUAUCUAGAGUUGGAUGCGUAGGAUGCUUUGUGUCUGGAGGGACAGGUAGAUAUAUCAAUGAAAGGAAGUUCACAAAUUCUAUUGGACGCAGAGCUGUUUUGACACGUGUCUUCUGAUAUGUUUCAUCGGUCUCUUGGUAGCGUUACUCUUGUUGCGCUGCCUGCUGCGUAGUUACUUAGUACAUUACUGUGGGUUUUGCUUGAAGGGCGCUGUAUGUUCACAGUGUUUAUAUUCAUUUCGUUUCAUACAAUUAUGUAAAUGCAUUAAUGUAAAUAUAUAAUCACAUUUUACGA